This is a messenger RNA of Theileria parva strain Muguga, 888 nucleotides long. RefSeq lists its product as uncharacterized. The record is from RefSeq and is a predicted model, not a curated record. The transcript has a single exon. The coding region runs from base 1 to 888 and encodes 295 amino acids. Lineage: Eukaryota; Apicomplexa; Aconoidasida; Piroplasmida; Theileriidae.
AUGGAUUCCCUGCUAAUCUUGACCAUUUUCGUAUUACCUUCGGUGUGUUUGGAACUUUUUUUACCCUCUAAAAAUUUCGAUAAGGACAGCUUUCACGUAUACCAGAAUAUUAAUUACAACCAUUCAGUAUUUUAUGCUGCUCAUGUGACCCAUGUAUAUGUUAAAUAUGAGAGUAAAACAGAUGAUGUGAUCCGACGGGUUUUUUACCACGGAGUGGAAAUUUUCCAUGAUCAGGAUGAGAGGGAACCCGAUUUUAGGCGCAUUGUAAAUUAUACCAUUAUGGGUAGUAGGGUCGUCAUUUCUAUUCUUCCCUCAGUGGGUGACAAGCCACCCAGUUUUGAGAAUUAUGAAGCCUAUUAUUAUAUAGAUCACGGUUGUAUGUACGACCUUUCCCACAACGUGCCUCACUCAAUUCGAGUUGAUGCUAGAUCAAAUGCAGUUAAAGAGGAUGAUAUUUAUAUAUUUUUAGAAAGAAGAUUUACUCAUGGUAUUCUCGCAACUUUCCCAGUCAUGACAAUCAGGAAAAUCUUCAGACUCUUCUUCCCCAGAAGGAUUAUUGAUGAAGAUACUGAUUCCACAACUGAUACCUCAUCAGAACAAUCUACAGAUGUUACAUCUGAUACAUCAGAUGAGGUUUUGUCAGGAUCUGGAAUUGGCAGUAUGGACGGAAUUAUUAGCGAAGACCAAGAAGACACAUUCACUUCUGUAACUUCGAGGCUUCCUCGCAUAUCGGAGGAUAGAGAUGAUGAGUAUCAGUUGAGAGGAAAUUUGGAAGGAGAGGACGAAAUGAAUGAAUCUGAAAAUGAAGAAAUGAGCCAAUUUACGAAAAUUGAUCCUAAGGAUUCACUUUCCAUGAAACUAAAUCUUCAAGCAAAUCUUAAACUUUAA